CCAUCUGAGCUGGAGGACCUGCUGGAGGACCUGCAAAACAGCAGCCAGCAGCAGCUGUUUCCCAGUCAGCCUCCGUCCUCUUCAUCAUCUUCAUCAGCGGUGCCAGCUGGCUCCUCUGUGGACAAACAGACCAUCAUCAGUGACAUCCUGCAGAUGAACGACACCAGCAGCAGCAGCAGCUCCCCCAGCCAGCACAGAGCCUUCCCUCCUAUCGGACCUGCAGGAAGUUUCAAUGGUGUCAGGUCAGGCCAGUCUGGUCAGGGGGCUCCUCCAGUUAGAAGCAUGUCUCUGGACAACAGUAUGGGCUCCAGCCCCACCAGGCCUCUCCCACCUCAGCACAGAAAUAAUGGCCCCUAUCCUUUGCAGCAGCAAGGCAUGAUGGGAACUCACACCAGCAUGAACCAGGCAGCAGGACCUAACACAGCAGGCCUUCGUGGCUCCAUGCAGCAAGGCUGGGGUCCCCAUGCUCCAACAGGCGGGAACUCUGGACCAAUGAUGCCACACGGAGUUGGUCGAAUGGUACCGGGCAUGAAUCCUACACUCCCUACAAGAAGCAACGGUUCAAAUGUUUCUAGAGCUUUGGUCAACAUGCAGAUGAUGGGAAAUGACUUGGACAUGGCAGCUCCUCCCUACCAUCAACAGCAGGCUCCGCCCAAUCAGACAGCUCCAUGGCCAGACCGAAUGAUGAUGAUGGAUCACUACGGAAACCAAAGCAGGCCGCCCUAUGGCAUUCCUCAGGAAGACGGGAUUGGUUGUUGUGGCUCCGGACCUGAAGGUCAGACAGAUGAGGGUGCUCUGCUGAACCAGCUGUGUUCGGUGUUGAAGGACUAUGAGGGUCUGGAAGAAAUUGACAAGAUGUUGGGAAUACCCACUCUUGCUGGACAGGGUCCUCUUUCAGAGCAGGAGCAGUACCUGGGUCCCUUGGAGCCACCGUCUAGCCUUAAAGCUCCCCUCUACAGUCAACAGUACGGGGGGCAGCCAGGUUACGGUGGCUUACCCCCUGAUGGCGCAUAUGCUGCCCAAUCAAUCGCCGGCCACAUGGGACCUCAAAGGAUGGCACCGGCAGGCUACCCUCCUAUGAUGAGAAUGCCCGGUGCCCCAGGACCCCGGCCCCCCGGCAUGAGACCUGGUGGCCCCAAUUCAAUGGUGCCAUCGCAGCCCAACAACCUGAGGCUCCAGCUACAGCACAGACUCCAAGCCCAGCUGAACCGUCAGCCGGUGAUGAACCAAAUGGGUGGAGUCACAAAUAUGAAUCUACCUCUAAGAUCUAAUGUCUCACCCCAGGGAACUGUCAACUCUCAGAUGCUGGUCCAGCGUCAGCGCGAGUACAUAAACAACCAGUUACGUCAGCGCCAACAACUGCAGCACCAUGCACAUCAGCAGCGUGCAAUGAUGAUGCGCACUCAGGGCAUCAACCUUCCGCCAAACAUGUCCAGCGGGGGGGCUGCUCCCACGCCAAUGGCCAUGGCUGGUGCCAACCCCCGGAUGACGCAGGGAAACAUGCAGAGGUUUUCCUACCCAGCGUCCAGCUACGGUACUGGCCUGCCAUCUCCUCCUCCUCAUCCCGGCUCCUCCAGCCCCUUCUCCUCCCCUUUAUCCCCGAGUCAUCUCCUGGCAAGCCAGGGCAUGAUGGGAAACGUAGGCGGGCAGUACAGCAGCGUAAUGAGCCCUUCAUCACAGCACAGUGCCUUCCAGUUUAACACUUCAGGAAUGAGCCACCAGCAGCAACACCAGGACCCAGUGUCAUGCUUUCCCUGUGGGGCAGGGACACCGCAGAGCCCCCUGCUGUCCCCCAGAAUGGGACAGGGUCAGAGCCCCAUGUUGCAGCAAAACCAGGGCCAAACACAAACCCAAACCCAGACUCCAAACCAGGGAGGUCCGCCAAGCUACCAGACUAGCGGGGACUUGAACGGGUGGUCUCAGUCUGCAAACAUUUCAAACAGCAACAGUGGUUAUCCCCAGCAGUCCCAGUCUCAGUUCUCGACACAAUCCAGUGCUGGAAUGUACAACAGCAGCAGCAUGAAUGCAGUGUCAGGGCAGAUGGUCUCCAUGACUGAACAGGUGGGUGACAGCAACCUAAUCCUGGAACAGUUUGGAGGAAUCGAUAUGAUGAACCAAGACAGCAAUGUCAAUUCUAAUUUUUGCUGACCAUGGCUUUUUUGGAAAAGACCUAACCCACGGAGCCGUGCUAAAACCCUGACACCCAGAGAGGUCUGGAAAAAAAUAUGAAGACUUUGGGUUUCCUGCAAGAGACAAGUGUUUUUUUUUUUCAGAGGAGUAGCAAUGGAAGAAAAAAGUCAAGACAUUUGAACUCCAAGCAUACUUCUUAGUUCCUGCUUCAGGAAUUAUUCGCAAACAGAGUUUGAAGAUACUGAACUUCAAUCUGAAUAAUUCUGACUCCAAACACAAUUGUAGGAAAGUCAUGCCAAUGGCAGGAUGUUUGCUUUGGUGUUUUUCAGAAACGCAUUUAGUUAUAUAAUGUCGGUUAAAACGUUCCUCUUAGCUUCUCUCUUUCACAGAACAACCUAAUGAGACUUUAUAUUUUAUUAUGAUUUACUAAACAGUAGCUAUCACCUAACUUUAGAAUCAAUUGUAGGAUUCUUUUAAAAUAAUAUUGAUCUAUAAAUGGAAAUACCUAGUGGCGUGCACAGACAUUUUUGGUGGUAGGUGUUCAGGUUGGAAAAAGGCACCUUAUACGUUGCAUGGAGCCAAACAAGCCUGAUGCUGACGUUUAAGGAUCUUCUGUAGUCCAGAGGUAGCAAUGCCACAUUGGUGUCACUUCAAUAAAUAACAAUUUCAAAUCCACUAAUAUAAAGCCCACAAAUCCAGAAUAUCUUUAAGUCUAUUGAGUACAUAUGAUAAUUUGCAGAUGAACUAAGAUUUACACUUCAAAUAUAAAAAAAAACAAAAAACUCUAUUAUCUUAUUUCAAGUGCAUAUUAUGUAAUAAUAGUUACAAACACUUAUUCCACUGACAGAUCAUCUUAUUUCCCUGUUCAGAUUAGGGACAGAUAAGGUUAUUUUCAGAACAUUUUACAUAUUUCCAGGUCAUUUUUUGCAGUCCAAGAUAAACACAGAAAUACUAAUACUUUAACUGAAUAGAACUUUAUUAAAGUUAUUUUUACGAAUUCUUAUCAUUUGGCCUUAUGUUUGCUUUUAAAUGAAAUGUUAAACCGACUAAAGGUAACUUGUGUGCUGUAAAAAAAAAAGUCAAGUAGAUCUCAUGAAGUCCCCGACCAUUAUAGCAAAUCAAUAGUGACAUCUAUUAGAUGCUUUAAGUUCAAUCUUUUUCUAAUUUAAUCAAAGAGUUCCAUUUUAAACCACUCCUUGUGGCCCGGUAGAGGCCAUUAAAUAUGUUCUGCUAUGAAGUAACCGUUUGGAGGUAAAUACGCUAAGUUACCUGGAUGGUUACCUUGCCCUUCAUCAGGGCAAGGCUCUAUUGAGGUCAGGCUACAUGUCAGGUGAAGCAAAAUUACAUAAAUCUAGGCUCUGGGUUUGAAAGGUUUUUAAAAUCAUGAAUGCUAUUUUGGGCGAAAUACUAAAAAAACAGAAAACGAUUUCAAGAGGGGACAAACAACUUGUUUGUCCAGAGGGGAAAAGGGGAGGUACUCUGGCAUCACCUAUUGUCUAUCUGUGCACGUCCCUGGAAAUACCUAUCAGUAAUUUCAACAUAAUAAACAAAAUAAUUAGCCUUUUGUCUUAAGAAUGCAGCACAUACAACUUUUAAGAUAAUUAUUAACAGAUAACUGGUGGAAAUGCUGCCUCCAAGAAUUGUUUGCAGUAAAACAGGUACAUAAACUGUAUAUUAAAAAAAAAGUUUGGGUUUUCAGCUAAUGACACAGAUUUAUGAAGUGUGUGCAAUCUGUAGUCCAGCUGCUUACAUUGGAUGUUUGCUGUAAGGAUGUGAUACAGUUAUCUCUCUUAAAAAGAAAAAACGACGUUUGAUCUCAUAAGUUUUUGAGGCCAUGUGUUUGUGGUUGACUACUGUGUGUGAGCUAGCACGUUUGUGUGUUAAACUCUGAUUCUCACAAUUUCACACUGUAGAGAUUUAUAAAAUGAAUCUAUCAAUAUUUUUUAAACUCCUGGUUCUCUUUUAGAGCCCGACUGAACGUAAAAAGGAAACUAUAUGAAUAUUUUACAGUUAUUUAUAGAUUUAAAGAUGUUUUAGAGAUUAUUUGUACGGAUGAAAAUCAAUUAUAACUUUACGAAAUCUUUUGAAAUGGUACUUGUUGAUUUGAAAAGUAAUAUAUAUUUGAACUGCUGUUGUAUACAGGACAUAUGUCCCCUAUUUAAAGAUUUUUUUCAUAUAAAUGUGAAUGUGUAUAUUGUACAUAGAUCCUUUUACCCCUUUGUUCUUUUAGAGCCAUCAUAAAGCAGCAUUUGGAGUUGAAUAAAUGAUCAACAGAGUUAAAAUAGGCCAUGGUUUAAAUUAAGCACACUGUUUUUUCAAACAGACUUCCUGUUGGAUGUAUUUUGGGGAAAUUUGACACAAGCGAAAGACAAAGACCGGCUGCUGUAAUGUUUAGCAUAGUAGCACUGUUAGUAUGCUAACUGUUAGCAUGUAGCACUGGAAAAUGUCCAAGUUUCCAUUUCAUUUUCAAUGUUCUUAUGUUUUGACCAAAUUUGCCUAUAUGAAGUAAAUGGGUUUUUUUUCUGCCAUUGCAACUAGAAUAAAUGCACAAAAUGGAGUACUCCACAUUUUCUCUUUAAGAGGAACAGCUUUGACAUGCUUUCAUUCUUUUUAUUUAUCCAGUACAGUACAACUUCCAUGGUUUUCAGUACUGCAGUUAGGUACAGUGCAAUAUAUAACAAACCAAAACGCUCCAUCAUCACUUUACUAUGCAUGUAACAAUGUUAGCACAUAUAACUGGGAUUCAAACUCUCAACACUCUUCAUUAUUAGCUCUUACACAGCAUGUAUACUCACACAUACAUGUGACUAAAAUUAUAUUGACUGCUACUCAAAUAAUGACAGCUCAUUAACAACAAUACUUAUCUCAUGCAAUACUAUGCAAACGAUCUGUCUGCGCUGAGGAAGAUUCAAUCACUUACAGAUGCUUAAACAUGAAAGCAAAACAAACUGCCAUGACGGCAAAGAAAAAAAACGAACUAAUAGCUAUCUGAAGACUUGCAUACAUUAAUAGAGCAUCAAAACCUAAUCACUAGAUGACCUCUUUAUGAAGAAAAACCCAAAUACCCUUGUCCUUCUUUCUCAGGCAAAACAAUAUCACACCCUUGUUUUUAAUAUACACAAAUAUGAUUUGUUUUUGUUUUUUUAUUUCCAAAAUGACUGCAGCUUUUAACUUUUGGAAGAUAUGAAUUCAGUACUUGCAAUCUAAGUAUUAGCAUGCUGUGUUACAAAAAAAAAUUAUUUAUUUGAUCCUGGCCCAAACAAAUUA
Molecule: messenger RNA, 5397 nt
Organism: Cyprinodon variegatus (sheepshead minnow)
Lineage: Eukaryota; Metazoa; Chordata; Actinopteri; Cyprinodontiformes; Cyprinodontidae
Product: nuclear receptor coactivator 2-like
Exons: 12
Biological process (GO): cellular response to hormone stimulus; positive regulation of transcription by RNA polymerase II
Cellular component (GO): nucleus
Molecular function (GO): nuclear receptor binding
Source: RefSeq, a predicted model, not a curated record